Telopea speciosissima is the source of this 906-nucleotide messenger RNA. RefSeq lists its product as uncharacterized. Bases 1 to 906 code for a protein of 301 amino acids. NCBI's taxonomy places the organism in Eukaryota, Viridiplantae, Streptophyta, Magnoliopsida, Proteales, Proteaceae. The transcript has a single exon. The record is from RefSeq and is a predicted model, not a curated record.
AUGGACGUUCAUAAUGCCUUUCUUCAGGGUGACCUUGAUGAAGAAGUUUAUAUGCUGCCCCCUCCGGGUUAUCGGCAAAAGGGGGAGACCUUGGUUUGCCGCCUACAUAAAUCACUUUAUGGGCUCAAGCAGGCCUCUCGUCAAUGGUACUCUAAAUUCUCCGCUGCCCUCUGCGAUUUCGGAUUUUGUCACUCUGAGUCCGGCCAUUCUUUAUUUUAUCUCAAUCGUGGUGCGGCUUCGGUGUUCAUCAUCCUCUAUGUUGAUGAUUUGGUUAUUACAAGGUCAGAAAUCAGCCUGAUUGAGGAAGUCAAGGCUAUGUUACAUGCCCGUUUUCACAUUAAAGAUCUUGGCACCCUCAAGUACUUUCUUGGCAUUGAGGUUGCCCGUUCAGCCAAUGGCCUCACCCUCAAUCAACGCAAAUAUGCACUUGACAUUUUGAAAGAUUGUGGUCUUCUUGGUACCCGCCCUAUGGACACUCCCAUGGAGCAGAAUUUAAAGCUUGACAAUGAGUUGGGUACUCUUCUUUCCGAUCCAUCCUCUUAUCGGCGAUUGGUGGGUCGUUUGAUCUAUUUAACAGUUACCCGCCCCGAUAUCACCCAUGCCGUGGACAUCCUGAGUCAAUUCAUGCAUCAACCCCGGCAGACCCAUCUUGAUGCCGCCCAUCGGCUUCUUCGUUACCUGAAGGCUACUAUUGGGCAAGGUCUUCACUUCUCUUGUAAUUCUACACUUGAGUUAUGCGCAUAUUGUGACUCUGACUGGGCCAGCUGCCCCAUGACUCGGUGCUCCACCACUGGCUAUUGCAUUUUUUUGGGCGACAGUUUAAUCUCAUGGAAGACCAAGAAGCAACACACCAUCUCUCGAUCUUUGGCCGAGGCAAAAUAUCGAGCCAUGGCAGUGGCUACUUGA